This is a messenger RNA of Anopheles maculipalpis, 714 nucleotides long. RefSeq lists its product as uncharacterized. The record is from RefSeq and is a predicted model, not a curated record. Bases 1 to 714 code for a protein of 237 amino acids. The transcript is spliced from 3 exons. NCBI's taxonomy places the organism in Eukaryota, Metazoa, Arthropoda, Insecta, Diptera, Culicidae.
AUGGUAGAAGUAGCGGGUGACACAUCAACGGUCGAUGUAUCGGGAACCCUUGGAAAAUCAGAUGUCACUAUAAAAGUUCGUGACAAAGCAGCAAGACGAUUUCGAAGUGGAGCUGAAGUUUCUGCGUUUUGCAAAACCUUUACAACCGAGACAACAACAACAACAUCAAUAACAACCACUGCUACCACAACCAUACCCACACCCACCACACAAACACCAACGACCUCCACGACGGAAACGACCACCGAAAUAACGUCCCCAACAACAACGUCCACGACACCAACGUCCCAGACACCAACAUCCCCUACUCCAAUGUCGACCACACCAACGUCAACAACAACAGCCACCACCACUCUAAUAACAACUACAUUAUCUACCAACACACCAACGCCAGCACCAACCAGCAUAGAAACUUCUACAUCAACCAUGCUUACAACGGAAUCAACCUCCAGCGAAGCAACCACCGCUAUGUCCUCUAGCACUGGACCUACAGACGCAACUACUGCAUCGACCUCCAGCGAAGCAACCACCGCUAUGUCCUCUAGCACAGGCCCUACAGGCUCUACAACUGCAUCGACAUCCACCGAAGCAACCACCUCCUCCAGCACUGGACCUACAGACGCAACUACUGCAUCGACCUCCACCGAAGCAACCACCGCUAUGUCCUCCAGCACUGGACCUACAGACGCUACAACUGCCUCGACCCCCACAUAG